Molecule: messenger RNA, 1986 nt
Organism: Acanthamoeba castellanii str. Neff
Lineage: Eukaryota; Discosea; Longamoebia; Acanthamoebidae
Product: Sec23/Sec24 trunk domain containing protein
Exons: 12
Coding region: 1-1986 (661 amino acids)
Biological process (GO): intracellular protein transport; endoplasmic reticulum to Golgi vesicle-mediated transport; COPII-coated vesicle cargo loading
Cellular component (GO): COPII vesicle coat; endoplasmic reticulum exit site
Molecular function (GO): zinc ion binding; SNARE binding
Source: RefSeq, a predicted model, not a curated record
AUGGAAGCUGGAUCGGAAUGGGUGGACAUGAACGCGGAUUCGGAGGAGGAAGUGGAAUGGGAUGAGCAGGAGGACCUUCUUGAAAGAUCGGAGGUCAACGGCGAUCUGUUUGCCGACACAACGACGUCAUCUUCUGCCGCGCCCCCGCCGCCCCCUCCUCAGCAACAGAGGAGCCUCUUCUCCAAGAUGAGGAAGAGGAAAGUACGCAAGGCAAACACGAACGUUAUCUCGGUCAAGCUCGGCACCCUGACCCAGGACGUCCCCGUCGCCACCGGCGACCCUGUCUUCUGCGCCAAGUGCCAGGCGGCACUCUCGGCCAUCGACGUGGCCAAGAUGGCAAGCGAAGGCAAGGACAAGGAGAAGAGCACGCCCGUCUGGCAUUGUCUCUUCUGCGGCACCAACAACGAGCUCAACCUCGACGAAGAGGAGAUGCCGGGAGAGGAGUCGGUCGACUACAUUCUUGAGCCUCCCAACGAAGCCGUCUCCCGCGGUUCAUCGUCCAGCGAGAAGCAGCUCAUCUUCUGCAUCGACAUCUCUGGCAGCAUGUGCGUGACCACGGAGAUCGAGGGCAAGCACGAGCUCAAGGGCGCCGAGGCUCGCAAGCGCCUCGAGUCACUCAACACCGAAAGGGCAGACCAGUGGGCUCCGCGUGAGAAGCGUAACGUUACCUACGUGAGCCGUCUCCAGUCUGUUCAGGCCGCCGUCGACGCCCAGCUCGCGCAGAUGGAGCAGGAACAGCCUUCGCGUCGCGUAGGACUUGUGACGUUCAAUGGCGAGGUAACGGUGGUUGGCGACGGCUACCAGCCGCCUGUCACGAUUACAGGCGACAAACUGGACGACUACGACCAGCUGCUUCAGCUGGGCAAGUCGCAGUCGCCUGGCGCCCCCAUCAGCAAGGCUAAGAAGGCCCUCUCCUCCAAGCUCUUUGCCCUCGAGGAGACCGGACCCACCGCGCUUGGGCCUGCUCUCCUCGUGUGCGUUGGCAUGGCCUCGCAGAAUCCUGGCUCAGAGAUUGUGGUGUGCACCGAUGGCCUGUCCAACGUGGGACUUGGUCAGUUGGAUGACAUCAACACCGAGGAGAAGAAGAGGGCGUCCGAGCGCUUCUAUGAACAGAUUGGAGACUUUGCAGUGCUGCACGGUGUCACCAUCUCCAUUAUCGGUAUCAAGGGGCAGGACUGCCGCAUGGAGCAGCUCGGCGCUCUCUCCGAGAAGACCAACGGAGGCGUCAACAUCGUCGAUCCUCUCCGUAUCACGCAGGAGUUCUCGUCGAUCCUGUCGCAGCCCAUCAUCGCCACCAACGUGGGCGUGAAGCUGAUCCUCCACAAGGGCCUCUUUGUCCGCGCUGAGGACGGUGAAGACGAAAAGGAGCAGUCCACCACGAAGGACAGCUUCAUCACGCGCGAUGUGGAGCGCCUUACCUUUGAGUUUGGCGUGCGCCCCAUCGAAGAGGCCAAGGCCCUGGGCAUCGAUCUUGAGCUGAGCGCUCUGCCCUUCCAGCUUCAGAUCCGCUACACGAAGCUCGACGGCAUGAAGUGCAUCCGCAUCAUCUCGCGGGAGCAGAAGGCCACCCGCGACAGGGAGCAGGCCGAGUUGGCCGCCAACGUCGACGUGCUGGGUCUCAACGCCGUGCAGAAGUCGGCCAAGAUCGCACAGAAGGGCGAGUACACCGCUGCUCGCCUGGAGAACUUCACGCACACCAAGUUGAUGAGGAAGGUGGCCAUGGGCUCGGAGGAUAAGAAGCAGAAGUUUGCGGCGUGGGGCAGCAAGCAGAGAGUCCUGGAGUCGGAGCUCAAGAGCGUGAAGGUGCGCGAGCUGGACGAGGGCCUGGCGCUCUCCGACGACGACGAGGAUGACGACGUGUUCGAAGAGGAUCAGGCCGAGAAGCGCAAGGCCAAGAAGGUCGUCAAGGAGCAGGCGCGCAAGGAGAGGCGAGGCGACGAGACCGCCAAGGUUCUCUGGGCCUUCCGCUCGAAGAGGAACAAGUAG